Molecule: messenger RNA, 703 nt
Organism: Portunus trituberculatus (swimming crab)
Lineage: Eukaryota; Metazoa; Arthropoda; Malacostraca; Decapoda; Portunidae
Exons: 3
Coding region: 111-473 (120 amino acids)
Source: RefSeq, a predicted model, not a curated record
CCGAAAGGAAGGUUCAAAUACGUCCCUGCCUGGGAACUGACCCACAGCCCACACACCAAAAUUCACCAUGGACACGGCGCCCAGACUAAAAUUACAUUAGAAAUAAGAAAAUGCAGGUCAAGCCAGUGGUCGACACACAGCAUGGUGGAGGCAGUGCAGCAGAACCUGGACAGCCUGCACACCAUCUCUACAUCUCCACCAACAGUCUGCUCUCUGACCUCCCCAUUGACCUGUGUGCCCAUAUGAAAAGGGUCAGGGUGUGUGAGGUCAAGGGUUAUCCACAGAUAAAGAUCCACAUAAUGGUUGGGAAGUUUGUCAAGAACCACACAGAGGGGAAAUACACCAGAGUCCCUGAGAAAAACCUCCGCUGUGUUGCCCACCUCUUGAGUCAGGACACAGGUGUUUUAAUGGUUUUGGGGCUGUUUUACGGUGUUUUAGUAUGUUUUAUCAGUGUAUUGUGGUGUUUUAAGUGAUUUUAAGGCUGUUUUAUAUGUUUUAUAGGUCUGCUUAGGUGUUUUAAUUGUGUUUUAGGGUGUUUUAGUAUAUUUUAUGGAUGUUUAGGUGUUUGACGGGGAAUUUGCCUGAUUCUAAUCUUCUUUGCAUGUCCUCUUGUCCUUCCAGCUUCUUGUGUCACCAGCACCAGGUCUUCCUUGUCUAUCUUUUCAAUGCCAUUUACUAUUUAAUACAUUGUUAUUAGUUCUCC